Siniperca chuatsi (mandarin fish) is the source of this 3641-nucleotide messenger RNA. RefSeq names its product guanine nucleotide-binding protein subunit alpha-13-like. Gene Ontology annotation, biological process: Rho protein signal transduction; adenylate cyclase-activating G protein-coupled receptor signaling pathway. Bases 459 to 1592 code for a protein of 377 amino acids. NCBI's taxonomy places the organism in Eukaryota, Metazoa, Chordata, Actinopteri, Centrarchiformes, Sinipercidae. Gene Ontology annotation, cellular component: heterotrimeric G-protein complex; brush border membrane. The transcript has 5 exons. Gene Ontology annotation, molecular function: guanyl nucleotide binding; D5 dopamine receptor binding; G-protein beta/gamma-subunit complex binding. The record is from RefSeq and is a predicted model, not a curated record.
CGACAUGGUAUCACCGGUGCGGCUAUCAGUUAAGUCUAGCGUUCCGAAAUAUGUUUCAAAGUUAGCUAACUCAGAAAUUUUAGAUCGUCUUGUCAGUUAAAAACAGUACAGAGUGUGUAAAUGUAGUUACACAUGUCCACGAAACUGAGCGUUUUAGUUGUAAAUUGUAUAAUUACGUCGUUAAGACCGAUAAUUACCUAUAUUCAUGCUUCAACUGACAUAUUUCUUUAUGACCUUCAUAUCGCUAUAUUUGUGUGUCAAGACAUACGUAGCUAAGGAUAAAAUGUUAUGUUUGUGUGAGUCAACAGGGCAUAUAUUGCUAAGCAUAAAGCAAUAAAGAUUAAUGGUAAGCAGUCAGCAGCACUACUUCCUGAGUUUAGGGAAGGGGCUUGGUCCCGUGCCUGCGCCCGCGCCCCGCGAACGCGCAUCAAAUUAGCAUCGAUGAAGUUUGUGCGAACAUGGCGGAUUUCCUGCCGACCAGGUCCGUGUUAAAAGUUUGUCUACCCGUCUGCCUUUUGAACACCGGCGAGUCGGAACAGCUUCGAAAGUCCAAAGAGAUCGACAGAUGUCUCUCCCGGGAGAAAACGUACGUGAAACGGCUGGUGAAGAUCCUGCUGCUCGGCGCUGGCGAGAGCGGCAAGUCGACUUUCCUCAAACAAAUGCGGAUCAUCCACGGCCAGGACUUCGAUCAGCAAGCCCGAGAGGACUUCAGAGCCACAAUUUACAGCAAUGUUAUCAAAGGUGUACGUGUGUUGGUGGAUGCCCGGGAGAAGCUGCACAUCCCGUGGGGUGACCCGGAUAACAAGCGGCAUGGGGACAGCCUGAUGGCGUUCGACACCCGGUCGGCUAAGAUGGCCAUCGGGCAGCUGGAGACAGCCGUCUUUCUGCGGUACAUGCCCGCCAUCAAAGCUCUGUGGGAGGACUCGGGUAUACAGAACGCAUACGACCGCCGCAGGGAGUUUCAGCUGGGUGAGUCAGUGAAGUAUUUCUUGGAUAAUCUGGAUAAGCUUGGUGAGCCGAAUUAUCUUCCCACUCAACAGGACAUUCUGCUGGCCCGUAAACCUACCAAGGGCAUCCACGAGUAUGAUUUCGAGAUCAAGAACGUUCCCUUCAAGAUGGUGGACGUGGGAGGGCAGCGGUCGGAGCGGAGGCGCUGGUUUGAGUGUUUCGACUCAGUCACUUCCAUCCUCUUUCUCGUCUCCUCCUCUGAAUACGACCAGGUGCUAAUGGAGGACAGGCUGACCAACCGGCUGCGUGAAUCGCUCAACAUCUUCGAGACCAUCGUCAACAACCGCGUCUUUGUCAACGUUUCGAUCAUCCUCUUCCUCAACAAGACGGACCUGCUGGAGGAGAAGGUGAAGAGCGUUCCGCUCAAGGACUACUUUCCUGAAUACACCGGGCAGGAGCACAGCCUGCCGGACAUCCAGGCGUUCAUGGUGGAGUGCUUCCGGGCCAAGAGACGCGAUACCACCCAGAAGCCCCUGUACCACCACUUCACCACGGCCAUCAACACGGAGAACAUCAGGCUGGUGUUCCGGGACGUCAAGGACACCAUCCUCCAUGACAACCUCAAACAGCUCAUGCUCCAAUGACCCCUGUCAACCUGUGAAAAUAGAGGACCUGAAUGGGGACAAACCACCCCCUAGCUCCUGAUGAGGACUUGGGAGAGACCAGCCUCAGAAGAAUCCGAUAGCCGUCAGCAUUGUUCUUCAGCCGUUUUUAUAUUAGUUUUUACUCUCCUCUUUGAAGAGUUGGCCUUCUUGUUUGGUAGGGGAACGAGUCAGUAGGACAGACUGUCUGUGGUUAUAAAGAAAGACAAGCAGGCAGAUUGGAUGUUGGAUAACAUCUGAUCUUGGCUGCUUCGCUUUGAGACACUCUCCUCUGGCCUGAGCACUGCCUUACAGCACAAGACUCGCCGGGGCUUUUCAACUCACAAGGCGCAGAUGCCAGUGCCUGGCUGUGGAAACCAGCAAAACUUUUUACAAACCGGGCAUAUGGUCUCUAAACCAGAUAUACAACUUGCCAAGCAACACAUACAGGAAUGGUGAAAUAAGUACUUUUAACAUGUAAGCAAAUGAGUUAGAUGGUCAAUAUGCACCAAGAUCAGCUGUGCAAGAGUUGAUUUGCCAGUUUGUGUCCAAGCACUGAAUUAAUUUAGUCCAAAAUCACUCCAUUAUUUCUGUUGCACUCUCCAGUGCUGCUUUGUGAACGUUGUUUCGAAGCCCCUGUAGUGUAUAAAAGGGUUUGUCAACUUGCUGAUGAUCUGGAGACUACACAAUUGUCCUUUUUCUUCCUCAUAAUGCAGCACCGUUCCUCCCUCUUCCCGUCCUAGUCAUAACUUUUUCACGGUUCGAGAUCAGCAGGUUGAAAGUGCUGACACAGAGCCAAUUUUGCCGUGAAAAGGACCAGUUCAUUGAUGGUGAAAGCUCUCUGAACGGUUAAAUAUUUGGUGUAGAAAAUGGCUCUAGCAUUGGCACCUUGUCUGUGGAAAAAUGUUAGAAAGGGGCACAACGGUGAGACUGAACCUACAAUACCUUUCCAUAUAAUGUCUUAAGGAGACCUAAUCACUGUUUAAAUCCUGCAUUUGUGCCUGUGUCUCUGUAGAAUUAAAGUUAAUCUUAGCUGUCUUAAGCAGAUAAUUAAGAAGUUUCCAUGCAAGUUGCCCUAUAUUUUUGGUUGUUUAGAGGUCAAAUUUAGCUUCAUUGGCACAUUAGGCAGAUGUGCCAGCAAGUGAACAUGCAGUCCGCUGUUUUCUCAGGGUUGAAUCAAAACCGGCAUUAUAGCUGAUGUCAUUGUUGGUGAACUAACUGAAUAAUCUAAUCUUUAUCUGGGUGGCAGAGCAGUGAAACUCAGACAGGCCUCAGUACAGUUAGCUGGGUAGUGUUUGGUACUGUAUCCUCCUGGCUUUGACCCCUGAACUUUGACCCAGAUCCCCCUCUCUCUCUUUGUUUUCAUCUCUGAUUAGAUGCCUUGAAAAGGGACAGACCUCCCCCCGUUUGCCUGAAUGAUGAAUGUCUGUUAAUAGAUGUACAGAGAUUUGCUCUAGAUUGUCUGUCUGAAUAUACUGUAACCGGCAUUGUUACAGCACUGUAACCGAUAUUGUGUUUUCACAAUAUCGUGCUGUUUAGGAGUUCCCUUUUAAAAUACAUUUUGAAUUUGUAGGAAAGAAAAUGUGGACCAAAAAAAGCUACUGCAGUUCAAUACUUUUGUCAGCGACUGUAUUCUGUAGGGGGCCAAUCUUUGUUAGAGGACAACUUCCAGGCACUGUUAAAAUCUGUGUUUCUCUGCCAAAUCACCCCAUGCUUUCUUGGGACUGUUAACAUUGACAGUCUGUAGUUUUUCUCCAAAAAUAAAGCUCCUCUGAGCUUUAGUUUGCUUCUAGUUCUGGCUUUGUACAUACUGUAAUCUGUUGCCAUGUAAAUAAUAUUCAGGUUUAUCUCUGUAUAUGUAAAUGGUUGUAGAAAUGGCGUAUGUUUUUCCAUUCUGAAUGUGUUUCAAAUCACUGCUUUUUCCAAUGAAGAUGACCUUUUGAUGUAGAUGUAUUUUUGUGUAAUUUCUUCCAUCACCUUUUUGAAAUUAUUUCCUGUGCCAAGUGUCAUGCCACUCUAACCCUACCAAUAAAAUACACUUUUCUAAUGAAA